ACAUAACGACGUUUUUUUUUUAGGGCGAGGGCAGAGCAUGGCAGGUUACCGCGAAGUCCUCCGCCUCCCUCAAUUUCUGACCCUAGCGCACCUUUGGCCUUCUUUGAACUGACUGCUGUCGUUUAGCAAUUUUUUUCUUUCAGAUUCACCAAAUGUCGUACUCAGCGGCCUAGAAAAUGGUGGAGACCUUGAAAAAAUCUCGACUCAUUACGAGCGCGGCAAGCUGUUGUGUUAUCCUCUGUUUCGUCUGUUUGUGUUUGUGUAACGCGGCAGAGGAAGACUCCUGCUCCACACCGUGUACCAACAUCACCGUGCUGGCUCCAGCCGGGCCGCCCGGACCUAAAGGGGCCAUGGGGCCGAGAGGCCUCAGGGGCCGGUGGGGCAUACAUCAACAAGCUGACAGAAGUAAGUCUCGGCCUGGCCCCGCAGGUGAGAAAGGUGCGAGGGGUGCCCGGGGUAAGAAAGGUGAUCCAGGUGCUGCAGGAUCUCCAGGUGUGAAGGGACAGAAAGGUGAGCCAGGCUCGGCAGGUGCGAAAGGAGAGAGAGGACAACCCGGGAUGCCCUGUACGGAAGGGUCGAACUGUAACACCGUGUCCGACACUGUACCUGGCGCCAGUUUCGUGGCGUUCUCCGCUACUUUGAGAGUCCGGAUUCUGAACGCUCCAGAAAACACGAUAGUAACGUUCGACAUCGUUCACACCAACGUGGGCAACGCUUACAACAAGACAACCGGGAAGUUCGCGCCUCAGGUGAGCGGUUACUACAUGUUGACAUACACGGGGAUGACCACGAGCGUGGUGGGGUCCGCCUACUGGAGCCGGCUGAAGAAGAACGGAGAAGAGAUCGUCAGUCUGUACGACAGGUCGAACGGAGACCAUAUCUCCAGCUGCAACAGCGCCAUCCUGCAGCUGCAGCCUGGGGACGAGGUUUGGGUGGAGCUGGACGGGCGGUCCUCCAUGUGGAGCGACCCUGGCGGCUACGUCUCGUUCUCAGGGUUCCUUAUCCAUCCAGAUUAGGACGAAAGUCAGAAGACAUUUACAAGCUUGAUGGAAAAAUACAAUAUCGAACGUAUUUCAGCAGGAUUUGAUUCCGGUUUUUCAUAGUUUACGAACAUUUAUGUCCAUACUAUACAAAUACUUAUUAUUAAUUAUUAAUCAGAGUAAUAUCACCUAAAAAUGAAGGUAUUGAGCAAGACACGAUCAAAAUGUAAUCAACCCAAUCAAUGACUGUGGCCAACGUCUAUUGUGCAUAGUCCAUGGAGAAAUUAGUCAUGAUGUUAUUGCUGAUAUCUGCACAUGUGAUGUUCAUUCAUAUUACUACUUCUCCAUGUUAC
This is a messenger RNA of Branchiostoma floridae (Florida lancelet), 1333 nucleotides long. RefSeq names its product complement C1q-like protein 3. The transcript has 2 exons. The record is from RefSeq and is a predicted model, not a curated record. Bases 177 to 1016 code for a protein of 279 amino acids. Gene Ontology annotation, molecular function: protein binding. NCBI's taxonomy places the organism in Eukaryota, Metazoa, Chordata, Leptocardii, Amphioxiformes, Branchiostomatidae.